CUUGACGCGGCUUUCAUGCCUCUACAAAGUUCUUCCCCAAUCCUUUCAAUAAACAACUAUUCUCUGGACUACUUAAAUCUCCUCGUGGAUUAAGCUUCGUCGGCAAGCCAAAACGUCAAAGCAUGGAAACAGUCACUCUCUAUGCUCCUCAGCCUGCCCCCACGCUUUUGAGCGUGUCGGUCGCGUAUAGCGAUGUACUCGAGCACCCCGAGAGAUAUUACCUCGGGUCUGACAUCGUGUGGAUGUUGAUCUCGUCGGCCCUUGUUUUCUUAAUGAUCCCCUCUCUGUCACUCAUCUAUGCUGGCAUCGGCAAUCGAUCUUUCGCUCUGACGCUCUUUCGUCUGCCCCUCGUCACUGGCGCCUUUGUUGGUCUACAGUGGGUGUUCUGGGGCUAUGCCCUUACUUUCACACGAUCUAUACUACCAGCAAGUUGGUGGGGUGGAGAGUCUAGGGCGUUUGCUUUGACUGACGUUUUGGCUCGUCCCAUUGGAGAGGGUGAUGGCGUCGAUGGCCCGUCAAUACCUGAGCUCGUAUAUGUUUUGUACGAGGGAAUGUUUGCUUCCUUCACUGCUGCUUUAGUUUGUGGCGGAACCAUGCACAGAGUUCGUCCAGCUCGGUUUCUCAUUUUCAUCAGCAUAUGGUCUUUAGUAGUCUACGACCCUGUUGCGAGAUGGUCCUGGGACCCAGAUGGCUGGUCAAAUAAACAUGGAACUAUGGACUUCGCUGGUGGUACGCCAGUGCAUAUCGUUUCAGGUACUACGGUAGCUGCUUUCGCCAUUUUCUGCUCGAUUGAGAGGCGGAACAAUUUCAAAGAUUUUGUCCAGGCUGUGAAGAAGUUUAUCAAAAAGCUUUCCAAGAGAAUCGCCCGACCUUGGGUUGACAUAUGGCGCACACUGGUGAUGUGCGUUGCGUGUUGUUUGGGGAAGCAGCCUGAAGAUCCAGGCUCGCACUCAGAUGAGGCAGAAGAGGAGGAGGAGGAGGAGGAACGGGGGGUGCCUUUCGAGCCCUACAACUUGAAUUAUCUGGUUCUUGGAACUGCUCUCCUUUGGUUCGGCUGGGCAGGAUUUAAUGGAGGGUCGGCCCUAGGAGGAAAUCUUCGAGCCGUCUCAGCCUGGACGUCGACACACGUAGCGGCAUGUACUGGUGGUACUGUGGGAAUUUUGGUGAUCUGGUACUCAAAGACUUUCGCUUGGCUGAAUGAGGAAUCUCGCCCUGAGCAAGCAUAUGACAAUCUUACUGUCAUAUACUUUUGUGAUGGUGCGAUUGCAGGACUUGUGGCUAUUACUCCUGCAUCUGGAUAUGUCCCUGUUUGGAGCGCUGCCAUUUUCGGUGCUACAUCAGCCUUGUUUGUCCUAUGGCUGAAGAAACAAUCUUCUAUCCUCCUCAGAGAAGACCCGCUACAGGUUUUCGCUGUCCACGCAGGAGGUGGUUUUAUUGGGAUGCUUCUUACUGGUCUCUUAGCUAGUGGCACUACAAUUGGUCUCGAUGGUCACUCAAAGAUGCCGCACCCUGAAUACACAAAAGGACAGCGUUUUGGCUACCAGCUGCUAGAUGCCUCCGCAGGCAUUGGCUACACUUUCUUUGCUACUCUGGCGAUUCUAUAUUUCAUGAAACUUGUUGUCUAUAUUUUUAGGCACUACUUUACGUCUCACCAUACGGGAUGGUGGGCUGCGACUGAUUUCGACGAUCACUACUUUCUCAAAGACGAAUUUCGGGCCACCGAACUACAAGAAUGGAUAAGAUCGAGUCCUACCAACGAUCCUCGCCCAUCUCCUCUCAGCCAAGGAUCGCAACCUCUGUCGCGCCAACACCUCACUCCUGUCCAGGCAUCACCUGGACUCGUACAACCAACACCAUGAUCGUCUACUCUACAAUAUUCCAUCUUCUGACUGUCUAUCAUUCACACACAGCUCCCUUUACUUUUCGCUCCUACAAGAUAAAGAGGUGGUAAAAUUCGUCUCUACUUACUGAGAUAUCACUUCUUGCUAAUGGUCAAUACGACGAUGAGAGACAAACUUAUACGUGGGAACAUCUUUUGAAGAAUGCCGAAUUAUUAGGCCAACAACUUCAACCACGGGUAGUUUGACGAUCUAGAUGUAAGGGUUCUGUUAUGGAGAAAGGCAUGUGCUGGGGGAGUUGUGUGAAAGGGAACCAUUAUAUCCAAGAAAAGUACUAGUUACACAGAACUGUGUUCGCAAAGUUUCGUUACAGUUUUUGUUCUCCUUUUUGAAUGAUCCGAACAGAUAAUUUGCGUAGUUUUGAGGUUUUAGUAGAUUGCUAACGACAGUAUUCCACAAUGC
This is a messenger RNA of Hyaloscypha bicolor E, 2300 nucleotides long. Its product is annotated as Rh-like protein/ammonium transporter. Gene Ontology annotation, molecular function: ammonium channel activity. Gene Ontology annotation, biological process: ammonium transmembrane transport. The record is from RefSeq and is a predicted model, not a curated record. NCBI's taxonomy places the organism in Eukaryota, Fungi, Ascomycota, Leotiomycetes, Helotiales, Hyaloscyphaceae. The transcript has 7 exons. Bases 123 to 1859 code for a protein of 578 amino acids. Gene Ontology annotation, cellular component: plasma membrane.